Molecule: messenger RNA, 1647 nt
Organism: Prorocentrum cordatum
Lineage: Eukaryota; Dinophyceae; Prorocentrales; Prorocentraceae
Source: the annotation of a GenBank genome assembly
CCCCUCCCUCUCCUGCUGCCUCUCCUCGCGCUGCUUCUGCUGCCCCUCUCUGAGCUGCUCCUCGCCCGCUCCCGUGGCAGUUCUUGACUCGGUGCUAUGCCCGGCAGGCUGCGCCGCCGCGCGCAAGCUCCCCCGCGCGUGCCGGGCGGCUCUGGCCGGCGGCAUGGGCCAGAGAGCGUCGUACCGCCCGCCGCGCGCGCGGGUGCUGGCCAGGCGGGCGGCAACGGCGCUGUGCGUCGUCUCCGCCGGGCUGGCGGGCACGCGCUUCGUGCAGCUGCAGCCCGAGGACGCGCUUGCCGGCGGGCUCGCGGAGGGCAGCAGCGCGGCGGCGCGGGCGGGCAGCGUUGCGGCCGCAGGCGCGGGCGGGGUAUCCGUGCAGGCGAGCGGUGUGGCUUCGGGAGCGGGUGCGGAGGCCACGCACGAGAGUGAGGCAGCAGGUGCUGGAAGGCUUUGGAAGGCGAGUGCCAGUACGACCGCACAGAUGGGUGGCGCGAUCGCAGAAGUGGUGGGCACGACAAGUACGACCACGCAGGCUGCAACCCAGCAACAAACAAAGACACGGAUUUGGUUUUUUGUUCAGCGGAAGAAUUAUGAUUACGGCCGUUAUCUAUAUUGGCCUGUUUUGGCAAGCCUAUCGGAUAGUUUUAAUGCUUUGGGAGCGGCUUCAGACAUUGUUGGGGUUCGUGACGUAGACCGCAUGGAAUCACAUAUUGUAUCCAGGUCAGGAGUCAUCGAAUCGCACUGGAUUGUGAUAUUCUCUGAGCCUCCAGCAAAAUGUAAUGAAUCAAUGACGGAGAUAUGGGAGUACUCGAUGAAGAACAUGCCGUACUAUCAGGGCAACAGUCCAGCAACAACACGGUUCCUCCCACCCCACUAUAGUAAUUCGCUAGAUUACGGCGUUGAUCUGAAUAAUGCCACGGCGCAUCAGAGUCGCACCUGCCUCCUUCAGAACAAAGGUUUCCGGCCCAAAUUGGUCACGGAAGCGGUGAUGAAGUUCUUCAACCGCACCCACUCGUUGUUGGAGGUGAGUGUGAACCCUUUUUCUUCUUCUCGGGCGAGAUUGAGAAAAACGUUUAUGGGUUGCGCAAUGGGUCUAAACAUGCAUGCGACGGGGGAGCGUGCCGUUGGACAAAUGGAGUCGUUCCGAAUGGCGUUGUUUCUUUCUAACAAGAUGUGCGUGCUGUCCGAGAGCCUCGACCGAGCCGACGUGCCGCUCUGGGACAGUCUCGUUAAGAUGCCAACGGCUAGUUGGAAGCCAAAUGUGUCGUCGAGAAUUGCAGGUUUGGAGGGCAUGUUCUCUAUCAUCGGCGAUCUGAUGAAGGACCCUUUGGCGCUAGCCGAGUGCAGGCGGAAGUCUCACGAGCUGUACAAGACGCGCUUUUCUGGCGAGCGUGUGCUCUCAAGUGCAGGCAUAAACGCCACCAUGCUGAGGUUGCUAGAAGAGCACGUCAGGAAUAAGCACAACGAUGGCACUUGGCUCCGCGAUGCCCAGGCUGCAGGCAUAAAUGCCAAGAAGCUGGGGCUGGUGGUGUGAAAUGCUUCUGUCGAGCAAGGGCCAGGUGCAGGGUGGAGUUUUGUUCCAUCUGCUUUUGAUUCGUCCGCUUCUGUUUCUCCAUUUAUGUUUCGUCCGCUUUUGUUUCAUCCCCU